ACAUAGAUGCAAGCUAUGAACUCACAAAUAAUCAGGAGCAACCUGACGAACACACAAUAGUUUUACAGAGAUAAUAUUUGGUGGUUUUAUAAGUGUCGGAAAAAUGGGGCUGAAGAAAGCAAGUUUGAUAUUAGGGUUUUUGGGGUUUAUGCUUAUGGAUGGACUGCUCCUUUGCAUGGCCACAGGCAACAUUCAUUACUAUGAUUUUGUUCUACAAGAGACAAAAUUUACAAGGUUAUGUAGCACGAAGACAAUGCUCACUGUCAAUGGGAGCUUUCCUGGACCAACAAUUCAAGUUCACAAAGGGGAUACGUUUUAUGUAAAUGUCCACAAUCAAGGCAACUAUGGUGUUACUAUACAUUGGCAUGGAGUGAAGCAACCAAGAAAUCCAUGGUCAGAUGGUCCUGAAAACAUUACGCAGUGCCCAAUUCAACCAGGAAAAAAUUUCACGUACCAAGUCAUUUUAACUGACGAAGAAGGAACCCUAUGGUGGCAUGCACAUAGCGAUUGGACACGAGCUACCGUCCAUGGCGCCAUCGUCAUUUUGCCUACUGUUGGCACUACUUAUCCAUUUCCUACCCCUUAUGCACAACAGACAAUUGUGCUUGCAUCAUGGUUCAAGGGAGAUGUGAAAGCAAUUAUUGACGAAGCCCUUGCAACCGGUCGCGGUCCAAACAUCUCUGAUGCUCACACCAUCAACGGCCAACCAGGAGAUCUGUCUCCAUGUUCCAAUAAAACAACACACCGUUUCCUAGUUGAUUAUGGGAAGACAUAUCUUCUUCGAAUAAUCAAUGCUGUUAUGAAUGAAGAACAGUUCUUUGGAAUUGCAAACCAUAAACUAACAGUUGUAGGACAAGAUGCUGCAUAUAUUAAACCAAUAACAACCGAUUACAUAAUGAUCACUCCAGGACAAACUAUGGAUGUAUUGGUCACAGCAAAUCAGGAUCCUAGUUAUUACUACAUUGCUUCCAUCCCUUUCUUUGACAGCAUUGUCCAGUUUGAUCGGACCACCACUACAGCAAUUCUCCAAUAUAAAGGCAACUACAAUCGCCCACCCACAAUACCUUUUCCAGCUUUGCCUAGUAUUGACGAUGAAGAAGCUGCGUCCAGUUUCACUAGUCGUCUGAGGAGCCUAGCUACCAAACACCACCCUGUUAAUGUCCCCAAGAAAAUUAACCAACAUCUCUAUGUAACAAUUGCUCUCAAUCAAUUGCUCUGCCCUAAUGCAUCAUGUGCUGGGCCAAAUAAUAAUCGGCUAGCUGCAAGCUUGAAUAAUGUUAGUUUCGUCACACCAAAAAUUGAUAUACUUGAAGCCUACUACAGGAGUUUGAGUGGGGUUUUUGACAGAGACUUCCCAAGUUUUCCACCAACGUUUUUUAACUUCACUGGAGAUACAACAAAUAUUUCAGCUUUUACAGCCACAGGGACAAAGGUGAAGAUGCUAAACUAUGGAGAUGCAGUUGAGCUGGUUUUCCAAGGGACUAACAUUGGUGCUGCAGCAAAUCACCCAAUGCAUCUGCAUGGAUUUAGUUUCUAUGUGGUUGGAACUGGUUCAGGAAAUUUCAACAAACAAACUGACCCUAAGUCAUAUAAUCUGAUUGACCCACCAGAAGUUAACACUGUCGGAGUUCCCAAGAAUGGUUGGGUUGCCAUAAGAUUUUUCGCUAAUAAUCCUGGGGCAUGGUUCAUCCAUUGUCACUUAGAGCGGCACGCAAGCUGGGGAAUGGACACUGUUCUUAUUGUGAAAAAUGGCAAAACGACUGCUACAAGUCUUCGCAAACCUCCUGCACACAUGCCACCUUGUAAGACCAUGUUGCUAGCUAUGAAAGCCUUCAUUUUCCAGAUCUUAUUGUUUCUACUCUCUGUGACCUUCCAUUGCUCAGCUUAUUCUAAUUAUCAUUUUAAGGUGAAAGAAGCUACAUACACUAGAUUAUGCCACACGAAGAAGAUCCUGACUGUAAAUGGGCAAUUUCCAGGACCCACUUUGCGAGUUCAAAAGGGUGAAACGAUAUUUGUCACGGUCUAUAACAGGGGCAGAUAUAAUAUUACCAUUCACUGGCAUGGAGUGAAGCAACCUAGAAAUCCAUGGUCAGAUGGUCCUGAAUACAUUACACAGUGCCCAAUUCAGCCCGGAGGAAAGUUCAGGCAAAAGGUAAUUUUUUCAGCAGAAGAAGGGACCCUUUGGUGGCAUGCUCAUAGUGAUUGGCAACGAGCUACUGUUCAUGGUGCUAUAUUUAUCUAUCCAGAACAUAAAACUUCCUUUCCUUUUUCAGCACCUUAUGCUGAGGUGCCUAUCAUAUUAGGAGAAUGGUGGAAGAGGGAUAUUGUAGAAGUUUUUGAGGAUUUUGUCAGGUCAGGAGGAAGCCCCAAUGUGUCUGAUUCUUUUACUAUUAAUGGUCAGCCUGGCGAGUUGUUGCCAUGCUCAGAAUCAGGAACAUUCAGGAUAUCGGUGGAGGAACACAAGACAUAUCUGCUCCGGAUGGUAAAUGCUGCAAUGAAUGACAUUCUCUUCUUCGCGGUUGCAAACCAUAAGCUCACAGUCGUCGGAGCGGACGCAGGAUACACCAAGCCAGCAACCAGUGAUUACGUAGCAAUAGCUCCAGGACAAACCCUUGAUGUAUUAUUAUAUGCAGACCAGGAACCUGACCAUUAUUACAUGGCUGCUAGGUCUUACACUAGUAACCCUCAAAUCCCGUUCGAUAACACCACCACAACUGCGGUAGUUCAGUACGUUGGAGACUAUACUCCAUCUUCAUCUCCUGCCUUACCAUUACUUCCUGCCUUUAACGACACAAAUGCAGCCUUUGACUCUUUCGGUAGCCUUAGAAGUUUAGCUACUAAAGAACAUCCUGUUUCUGUUCCUCUACAUACUGCAGCAAAAAUUCUAUCUACUGUUUCUCUGAAUACAUUUCCCUGUCCUGGAAAUCGUCCAUGUGAGGGUCUAAACGGUACCAUUUUUGCUGCUAGCAUGAACAACAUAAGCUUUGAGCUCCCAUCAAUUGAUGUGCUUGAAGCUUAUCACUAUCAUAUUAGAGGGGUGUUUGGACACAACUUCCCUAGUCAACCGCCUUUGUUUUUUAAUUUUACAGAACCCUUUUUGCCUUUGAUUUUACAAAUACCAACAAGAGGGACAGAGGCUAAAGUGUUGCAUUAUAAUUCAACUGUGGAAAUUGUCUUUCAAGGGACAAGUUUGCUUGGUGGCAUAGACCAUCCUAUGCACCUUCAUGGCUAUAGUUUCUAUGUUGUUGGAUGGGGAUUUGGCAACUUUGACAAAAAUAAAGAUCCUGAAAAUUACAAUCUUGCUGAUCCUCCCUUUAGAAACACAGUAUCUGUGCCUAUAAAUGGCUGGGCCGCCAUCAGAUUUAAGGCUUACAAUCCUGGAGUUUGGUUUCUGCAUUGCCAUUUAGAUCGGCAUCUUACUUGGGGUAUGGAGACUGUUAUCAUUGUUACAGAUGGUGAAGAUUACAGAUCAAGCUUGCUGCCUCCACCACCAGACAUGCCCCCAUGUUAA
Messenger RNA from Ricinus communis (castor bean), 3511 nucleotides. RefSeq lists its product as uncharacterized. The coding region runs from base 104 to 3511 and encodes 1135 amino acids. Gene Ontology annotation, biological process: lignin catabolic process. Lineage: Eukaryota; Viridiplantae; Streptophyta; Magnoliopsida; Malpighiales; Euphorbiaceae. The record is from RefSeq and is a predicted model, not a curated record. Gene Ontology annotation, molecular function: hydroquinone:oxygen oxidoreductase activity; copper ion binding. The transcript has 13 exons. Gene Ontology annotation, cellular component: apoplast.